AUGCAGAGUCGGAUCAUGGCUUGGCUUCUUCUUCCGAUGACGUGGAUGCUAGCCGUACUCCACGGGACGAGGCUAGAGAUGGGCCCCUGCCACAGGGGCAUCCAGGCUAUCGGCCUGCAGGGCCACCGCGCCCCAGACCAGUCAAUGGUCCAGAUCCGUACGACGACCAGCCACGAAGGCCUGAUGAAGACCAGCACGAUGCAGGCCACAGGAAUGAGCCAGGGAGGCCGACGCCAGCGAGGCGCCCUCGCCCGGCAUCUUCCUCAGACUCCUCCUCCUCGAGCGACGACAAUGAUCAGGAGUCGGCUGCGGAAACUGAAGAGUGCGAAACAGACGGUUGGUAUUCCGACACGUCUGUCAUCUUGGAAGGAACCGAACUGGAAGAGGCAAGAGAAGUGUUCAUUAAUUUGUUUCGACGGCAACUCCGUGACCAGCAUGCAGAGCUCAGCAACAGAUCAGUUGCUGCUAGUGUUGGAGCCCUACGACACAAACUGCAGCAAUCUGCUUGGCAAAACAUACAGAACCUGGCCUCCCAGAGACUCAAUGGAAUCUAUCUGCAAGAAUGGGCCUCAUUCGAGUACAGAGCCACUCAUGCCUACCACACCAGCGGCCGAGCAGCUCCAUCCGGCCACUAAGAGGAAGGACCCACAGCUGGAAUCCUUCAGCCAGUGGGGAAGCCAAGCGGCUCAGCGCACAGAGGAUGGCAGAGCAGCCACGACCACAAAGAAGCAGGCCGGCUAUGGGCCUGAUCAGCCUGACAGGUAUGCAGGUAUUCUCUGCAUGCUCUCCAGCAAAGCCUUCGCAAUCCCUAGUGUUCGGGAGGUCGCCCCAGGCCGCCUUCUGCAGAUCCAGGCACAGCACAUUGCCAGCAAGCGCACAGUUACACUGAUUGGUGUCUACCAGCACGUCCACCGACCACAUCUAGGCGCACAAAAGAAUAAGGAGAUCCGGGGUCAGGUUUGGCACAAGCUGCAGCAGCUCGUCGGUGCUACUCCGGCGAGGCACAUGAUGCUUGUUGCUGGCGACUUCAACUCAACCCUGCAGCCCGAACAUCCCUACGUUGGCCCAGCAGCUCCUAGCCGACAAUCGCAUAGCAAUUAUGACUCGGCCUUUCAGGCACUGGUGCGGGGCCACCGCCUCACAGCGGCCAACACAUGGCACUCAAGGCCGUCCCACACCUUCACAGCCCCGGGCGUUCAGAGUCAAAUCGACUAUGUCAUUGUUAGACUGCAGGAUGCGAACAGAGUUAUGAGCACAAGCAGCCUCCAGCAGCAGCCGCCGAGCCCUGACUUGUGUGCUGAACAUGAAGCGGUCAACAUCAUUCUUCAAGAGGAGACCUGCAAAUUCUUUCCUCCGAUAGGUCGCAAAGAUUGUCGGGUCAGUGCUCAGCCCGAGUUCCGAGCCUCAGCCAGUGCCACCUGGGAGUUGCAUAGGAGAUUCCGUCGAUCGGGAUUGCUGCUAGUUCGGAACAUCUUCGACCGCCUCAAGCACUACACUGCCUUUCUUCGAGCCUCCAAGGCCCUACGAUCCCAAAGCAUGGCACUGAAAAAGCAGUUUCUCCAGGAUCGCAUUGCACAGGCCGAGCAGGCUGCAUGCCAGGGGGACCAGCGAGCUCUGUUUCAAGUUGCCAGGCAACUGGCACCACGCAGCCACAGGGGCACCAUCAGGCUGCAGGACCCUGCAGGCAAAAUCCUUGGUAGCAGUGCUGCCAUGGAGGCCAUUGUGGCCUGUGGCAAUGCCACAUUCGCGGCACGCCCGGACUCCAUUCCACAGCUACCCCAGCAAGGCACACUCGGUCUCGGUAGCCAUACCUUCUCCACUGCCCUUAGCAAACUGAAUGUUCGGAAGGCUGUCCCGGGGCACUGUGCUCCGGCCGCUUCGUGGAGGCUGUGCUCCUCAUGCAUCAGUGACCGGCUCGGGCCCCUGUUGGCCAGGCACUUCUCCGCAGGCUCCACAGCCCAAUUGGUUGGGGAUCUCAAAGAUGCCCAUGUGAUGUGGUUAGAAAAGCCAGGCAAGCCACCUGUUACGGUGGGUGCUCUGCGCCCAAUUGGGUUAAUGCCGCCCUGUGCUAAGGUCAUCGCAGCAGACCUUGCCCAGCAGAUCCAGGCUCACCUUCAGCCCCUUCUUGAUCACAUGCCACAGUACGCUUACAGCCCCAAUCGGGGCUGCAGCGAUGCCAUUUUGCGUGUUCACCAGCACUUUGAACAGGUGGAGCAGCUCCACCAAAGCCAGGCCACCGGCCAAACUAUCACCAUCUGCGGCAUAAAGCAAGGAUGCCGUGCAGCCCCUACACUGUGGCUGAGCCUUACCCUCUCCAUUAUGGAGACCCUGAUCCACCGUCGCAGUCUUGCCUGGCUCCACAGGUGCCUUACAGCGUUUGCUGACGACUUAUGCAGCUGCUGGCGAAUCACCAGCAGCAGUGACCUCCUCAGAGCCAUCAGUGACCUAGAGCUCAUUCUUGAAAUCCUUGCCCAGUUCCGCCUGACUGUCAACUUGCAGAAAACUGCACUCCUCAUGAAUGUUCGGGGCAAGGAAGCACGGAAAAUCUUAGCCGAACGAAUCGUUCACAAACAAGGGGUGCCACACCUGCGCAUCCAGGUUAAUGGGCACUCCGUCCAGUGCACAGUCCUGCAUCAGCUCUGCCUAGCCACGAUUUUCUGCCAACGCUCCUCUCCAGCACAGGCCUCUCAGCCGGAACGGGCCUCUCAGCAGGAGCAACCUCAGAAGCGUCAGAGGCCCGACCAGAACACCAGGUUUCAGGGGAGGCGGAGGCCGUUCGGACCGAGCAACGGUUACCACUACAAUGCCCAACACCCCGCGCCGGCUCAGAUGCCAAUGGAUCCUACCAUGAGAUUGAUGAGCAAGCUGCUACUCAAACACGAAGCAGCCCUAUCAGGCCUGCGCCAGGACAAGAACUACGUUCUGUUUUUCAGACAGGACGAACACAGCCUGCUGCCCAAUCUCAUGCAAAUCUCCAAGGAGUGGCACGACAAACGAGCAGCCGGGGACAUGUCAUUGAAGUCGCCUCUCAAGACCGUGUUGAUGGGAUGUCUUCUCAAGGAACUUCUGGCAAGACUCCAGCGGGUCGCCUCGACAGAGCAAGGCAGGGCCUCGCUCCAGAAGGCCCAAUGGAUCCAGGAAAACGGCUCCUGGAACUACGUAAAGUGGAACCCCAAGGAAAGACGCUUGGUCCCAGACGAGAGCAAGGAGCCCUUAACACAUGCAGAAGCCACCAGAAUCCUCAGCACUCUCCACGAGCAGAUGUCGGGAACCAUCAUACAGCACUUCCAAUCCACACAACCUCUGUGGAAGCUGUCCGAACAGGGUCACCAGCAGGCCACGUUUCAGCUGGAGAUUGCUCUGCGGGGAGAGAAUGCCGAGGAUACUUGGCUCCACUUCCGCACACUGUGCGGACUGGCGGUCACGAACCUUGCAGGGUUCUCGAUGAAAGUGGACGACCUCCCACGCCAACACUUGGCGAAGGAGCUGGCCAGCCUCACAUAUGUGGGAGGCCCCAUGCUCAACACGACAUUGUGGAGUUUGCAGACUUUGUUCUGCCGCGUGCUGCGCAUACUGGACCAAUCUGCAUUGAACCAGUACGGGGAUGCAUGGGUGACGGCCCACAUGAGCAUCAUGAACUACCAAAUCAAGGAGUUGGAAGUGCAGAUGCAGCUCAUGCAACGUCAUCUGGACAAGGUGCAGCUCGAGCUUCAUUCGAUGCAACUGCUGAUCCACAGACAUGCAUACUUGUACAGCAAUCGCAGAGUCAACAAGAUCCGCUACGACUUGGUUCGUGAUUUGCAUUCGCUGGACGAUUGA
This is a messenger RNA of Symbiodinium sp. CCMP2592, 3819 nucleotides long. The record is from the annotation of a GenBank genome assembly. Lineage: Eukaryota; Dinophyceae; Suessiales; Symbiodiniaceae.